AUGCUCAGCGCAGCCGAAAGCGACAUCUGCCACUCUGAUUGGUUCGACUGGUGCCUGAGAUGUGUACCAGCUAUGCAAGGAAUGGUGGCCUGCUAUCCAAUACAUCCAGAAUACUACUGCAGCUUCCAGCAAUCUUCGAUGUCGUUUACCAAGCUCGUGACAGGCGAGCAAUCAUGGUCACUCAAAAGGCGGGCAAUCCCACACCGUUUGGAGGUGACCUGCGGAGGUCAAGUUCAGGACGCGACAGAAGCGACACGCCUCCGAGGCAGCACGGAUACGGGAGAGCCGGCAGGGCGAUAUUUGUCUAGAGGAACGGUCCCAGAGGCUGUUGCAGGACUUUCAGUCGAACAACGAUCGGCCGCUUUUCAGACCACUCAGCGUUCGCCACGUAGGUGGGCAGUUACCAACAUCAUUCCUAGCUCUUGA
Molecule: messenger RNA, 426 nt
Organism: Plenodomus lingam JN3
Lineage: Eukaryota; Fungi; Ascomycota; Dothideomycetes; Pleosporales; Leptosphaeriaceae
Source: RefSeq, a predicted model, not a curated record